Messenger RNA from Melanaphis sacchari, 762 nucleotides. RefSeq lists its product as uncharacterized. NCBI's taxonomy places the organism in Eukaryota, Metazoa, Arthropoda, Insecta, Hemiptera, Aphididae. The record is from RefSeq and is a predicted model, not a curated record. The transcript has a single exon. Bases 1 to 762 code for a protein of 253 amino acids.
AUGAAAAUCUUUUUCCGUAUAAAAUCCAUCUCUGACUGUCAUCUUCUUCAAAACGACCUUCAGCGAUUAGUUGCGUGGGGUGAAUCUUUGGGGCUAGCUCUUAAUAUAGCUAAAUGUUCAGUAAUGACUUUUAGUCGUAUUAAUGCUGUAAUCGAGCAUAUUUACUCCGUAAACAAUACCGCCUUAACAACCUGUAAUAACUAUGUAAAGGAUUUAGGAUUUACUUUCACACGGAACCUGUGCCCUAAUAUGCAUAUUCAGAUUAUAUGUUGUAAGGCUCUUAAACUGCUAGGUUUCAUAAACCGUGUCUCUUCAGACUUCCACUUACUCUCCACUCUAAAAACUCUUUUCUGCUCCCUAGUCCGUCCCAUCUUUGAGUAUGGUUCCGUCCUCUGGGGCCCGUCCACCGCUUCCGCACGUAGCAUGAUAGAAAGGGUUCAAAGAAAAUUCCUCCGUCAAGCUGCUUACAAACUAAAGAUAGUCUGUCCACCUCACGAUUACACGCCAAUCCAACGCCUCUUUUCCUUAGACAGCUUCUCCGAUCGUCGUCAUUCAGCAAACUUGACGUUUCUAUUCGAUCUUCUUUCAUCUAAAAUUGACAGUCCUGAAUCAUUAUCCCGUGUCUCAUUUAAUGUCCCCUCUCGCCUUACACAAUCAUCUGUUCCAUUUCAUAUACCUUUCUCUUCCUCAAACUACUAUCUUAACUCACCGAUCAUCCGUCUUAUGUGCAUUGCCAACACUGACCCUUCAUUCUCUCUCUGA